Echinops telfairi (small Madagascar hedgehog) is the source of this 3085-nucleotide messenger RNA. It is a transcript of the gene SEMA3F, whose product is annotated as semaphorin 3F. The coding region runs from base 49 to 2169 and encodes 706 amino acids. Gene Ontology annotation, molecular function: chemorepellent activity; semaphorin receptor binding. The record is from RefSeq and is a predicted model, not a curated record. Lineage: Eukaryota; Metazoa; Chordata; Mammalia; Afrosoricida; Tenrecidae. The transcript has 16 exons. Gene Ontology annotation, biological process: axon guidance; neural crest cell migration; negative chemotaxis.
CUGGAGAGAGAGCCAAGCCUCCUUCCUGGGCCUUAGGCCCCUCCCACGAUGCCUGUCGCUGGCCUCCUCCUCUGGGCUACCCUGCUGACAGGGGCUUGGCCCACGGCCCCCACUCAGGACCUCCUCCAGGCCACGCCCCGGCUCCGGCUCUCCUUCAAAGAGCUGAAGGCCACAGGGACUGCCCACUUCUUCAACUUCCUGCUCAACACCACCGACUACAGAAUCCUGCUCAAGGACGAGGACCAGGACCGCAUGUAUGUGGGCAGCAAGGACUACGUGCUGUCCCUGGACCUGCACGACAUCAACCGCGAGCCCCUCAUCAUCCACUGGGCUGCGUCCCCACAGCGCAUCGAAGAGUGCGUGCUCUCAGGCAAGGACAGCAACGGCGAGUGCGGGAACUUCGUCAGGCUCAUUCAGCCUUGGAACCGAACACACCUGUAUGUGUGUGGGACGGGCGCCUACAACCCCAUGUGCACCUAUGUGAACCGAGGCCGGCGGGCCCAGGCCUCGCCGUGGACCCAGAUGCAGGUGGGGAGAGGCCGCGGCAGCCGAGCCACAGAUGGUGCCCUCCGCCCGACACCCAAAGCCCCACGCCAGGAUUAUAUCUUCUACCUGGAGCCUGAGAGACUCGAGUCAGGGAAGGGCAAGUGUCCGUACGACCCCAAGCUGGACACGACCUCAGCCCUCAUCAGUGAGUGCCCUGCACAACCCGGGAACGACGACGGGGGUCACUGCUGCCUGGUGAACAAGUGGAGCACCUUCCUGAAGGCCCGGCUGGUCUGCUCCGUGCCGGGCGAGGAUGGCAUCGAGACCCACUUCGAUGAGCUCCAGGACGUGUUUGUCCAGCAGAGCCAGGACGUGAGGAACCCCGUCAUUUAUGCUGUCUUCGUCUCCUCGGGCUCCGUGUUCCGAGGCUCCGCGGUCUGUGUCUACUCCAUGGCGGACAUCCGCAUGGUCUUCAACGGGCCCUUCGCCCACAAGGAGGGCCCCAACUACCAGUGGAUGCCUUUCUCAGGGAAGAUGCCCUAUCCACGGCCCGGCACGUGCCCUGGAGGAACCUUCACCCCGUCCAUGAAGUCCACCAAGGACUACCCUGACGAAGUGAUCAACUUCAUGCGAGGCCACCCGCUCAUGUACCAGGCUGUGUACCCACUGCAGCGGCGGCCCCUCGUGGUCCGCACGGGCGUCCCCUACCGGCUCACCACCGUCGCUGUGGACCAGGUGGACGCGGCUGACGGGCGCUAUGAGGUGCUUUUCCUAGGCACAGACCGAGGGACAGUGCAGAAGGUCAUUGUACUGCCCAAGGAUGACCAGGAGAUGGAGGAGCUCAUGCUGGAGGAGGUCGAGGUCUUCAAGGACCCAGCGCCUGUUAAAACCAUGACUAUUUCUUCCAAGCGGCAACAGCUGUAUGUGACCUCGGCAGUGGGUGUCACGCACCUGAGCCUGCACCGUUGCCAAGCUUACGGGGCUGCCUGCGCGGACUGCUGCCUGGCCCGGGACCCCUACUGCGCCUGGGACGGCCAGUCCUGCUCCCGCUACACGGCGUCCUCCAAGAGACGGAGCCGGAGGCAGGAUGUCAGACACGGGAACCCCAUCCGGCAGUGCCGUGGGUUCAACUCCAACGCCAACCGGAACGCGGUGGAGUCGGUGCAGUAUGGUGUGGCAGGCAGUGCCGCCUUCCUGGAGUGCCAGCCCCGCUCACCCCAGGCCACUGUGAAGUGGCUUUUCCAGCGAGACCCUGGAGACCGGCGCCGCGAGAUCCGCACCGAGGACCGUCUCCUUCGCACGGAGCAGGGCUUGCUGCUUCGUGCCCUGCAGCUCGGCGACCAGGGCCUCUACUCUUGCACAGCCACAGAGAACAACUUCAAGCACGUGGUCACACGGGUGCAGCUGCAUGUGCUGCCCAGAGAUGCCGUCCACGCUGUUCUCUUCCCACUGCCAGCUGCCAGUGUCCCACCGGGCCCCGGCGCCGGCCCCCCCACGCCACCCUACCAGGAGCUGGCCCAGCUGUUGGCCCAGCCGGAGGUGGGCCUCAUCCACCAGUACUGCCAGGGCUACUGGCGCCAUGUGCCCCCUAGCCCCAGGGAAGCCCCGGGGGCACCCAGGCCUCCUGAGCUCCAGGACCAGAGAAAGCCCCGGAAUCGCCGCCACCACCCACCGGACACAUGAGGCCGGCAACCCGAGCCCUGCGACGGGCCAGCCUAGUCCUCACCCUUUUAAUAUAAAAGAUAUAUAUAUAUAUAUAUAAAAUAUCUAUAUUCUAUACAUACCCUGCCCCUGCAGAGACAGUAUUUAUUGGUGGGCUGUAUAUAGCUUGCCUCCGUGGCAGCAGCAUUGUCCAGAACCUGGACCCAUGCUGAGGAGAGACAGCAGAACACAGCGCCCCACCCAGCAGCCCAGCUGGUGGAUCGGACCGGGCCAGGACCACGCCCUCUCCAGACUCAGGUGGGAGUCUGCCUGCAGCCAACAGCCAGCACCCGGCUCUGCAGGACGGGGCAGAGGAAGCCCCGCCUGGACGGGGCCCAGAUGGCAGACACCUGUGCCGACCGGCUGCGCUGUCCAGCAGUGCUUCGGCACAGACAUGGAUUCGAGGACUGCUUUGGAGACUGGGGGCGGGGGGUGGGCUCAGGUGCACUGAGAGGGAACAAGGGGCCGUCACAGGAGGCCGGCCCCUGCCUGGGACGGGGCGCCCAGCCGAGGGCAGCCCCUUCUCAGGUAUUUAUUCUCUAUUUAUUGGGGACAGGAGGAAUGGAGGCCAGUCCCUCCCCUCCCUGCCUGGCCAGGACAGGGCUGUUCCAUCUCCUGCCAGCCUGCCCUGUGCCACCUGGAUUGGGGGCUGGGAGGAGGGCAGAGGGCUCAGGCCCAGGCAGGGCUGAAGAGAGCACCCAGACCUAGGGGAAGGGUGGCCUGGGACCCACUGAGACCUCUUAGGGUCCUCCCUCUGCCCACCCCUCCGGGCACUGGGUGUAAAUACUCGGAGAGGGGGUGGCUGGGUAGCUGGGGGGCUCCUGCCACCCUCUGCCCAGGCCACACCACCCCGGGCAUUGCAUUCCAUCUUGCUAAUAAACACUGGCUCUGGGACUGA